GACGCCAGCAGCUCGGCCAGCCUCGGUGCAAGCCUCAAGGGGGAAAGCAGGAGGAAGGGGCUGUGAGGAGCCAGGAGACUGCAAGGAAGCGGGCCGGGGCAGGUUAUUGCAUAGUAGAAAAGCAUGGGCAAUUUCAAAGGUCAUGCGCUCCCUGGAAGCUUUUUCCUUCUUUUUGGAUUGUGGUGGUCAGUGAAGUAUCCGCUGAAGUACGUCUGUCGAAAAAACAAGAAUGCUUGCUACCUUGGCUCCAGGGCAGGAUUUCAGCGCCUGGAAUUUGUUGAGGGGAUCAUCAAAGCUGUCUUUGCCCUGAUUGGAAUGGUGGCUGAGCAGUUUGUUCCUGAUGGACCUCAUCUGAAGUUGUAUAAUUACGAGGAAAAACACUGGGAUCACUUGAUGAACUGGCAGCAUGCCACCAUGUAUCUCUUUUAUGGCAUUUCAGGGUUGGUUGACAUUGUGGCUCAUGGGACAAAUGCGUUGCCAGUGGCCAUGGACAGAAUGAUGCUUUCAUUAGCAGUUUUUAUAGAAGGCUUUCUCUUCUGUUACCAUCUUCAUGGGAGAGCCAUGCUGGAUAUUCAUGUUCAUCAGUUAUUGUUAUUUGCUAUCUUUGGAGCUGCUGUUUGCAUAUUUCUGGAAGUUUUCUUCCGUGGCAGUAUUGUACUAGAGAUGCUCCGUACAAGCCUCUGCAUAUUACAAGGCAGCUGGUUCUGGCAGAUUGGCUUCGUUCUUUACCCUCCAAAUGGGAGCCCGGAGUGGAAUCAAAUGGAUCAUACUAAUAUGAUGUUCCUGACAAUGUGCUAUUGCUGGCACUAUGCUUUUGCUUUUCUUAUACUUGCAGUGAAUUACACAAUUGUCAGCUGGGCAGUUCGUUCAAAGAUUAAACAGUCCCAGUCCAUGGAGAUGGGAUUACUGAAAACAUCUGAACGAGAUCAGGAGUCAGAAGAUGAAAUUUAGUUUGAAUGGGGCUUUACUAGUUUGCCCACUCUACUCUUAGGCUAACUGUUACCUCAUUUCUAGACUUGUUUACCAUCUUAUUUAUCCUUUAUACAACCUGCUAUGCAAAUAUCAUCCUUUGGAGUACUGUAUACAUCUGCACAGUUAGAUUUUUAUUUGCAGAGGGUAAGCUUGAUGUGUGGUGGUUCCAAUAAUACCUUGCUUAUCAUGUAUUUCAGUGUAAAAACAGAUUAAUAUUAGACAAACUUGGAUUAGAUGAGGUGACAUUACCAAGUCUGUGAGUUAGACUUACGAACAGCUAAGCAAAAUGUUUUCCUUCUGCUUUUGAAGGAACUGAUAAGAUGAACUAACAAUUAAGAUGUUCAAAUAAGUGCUUUUGCUGAACUACUAGUCACUGUGCAUAAAUAACUGUGCAGACCUUGAAAACAGUAGAACAUAGAAAGUGACAGUCUUACAGCUGCCUUGUCCAACACAUUUAUGUCUUUCCUUGUAGCUUUAUGUUAAAUGGAAAGGACUACUCACUGCAAGUCCGGUCAUCAUUUCCUUGAAGAAGAAUUUGUAGUUUGGUCAUGCUCAUUUAGACACUACCAAACUUCUGUAGGAGGACCAAAGAGGAGUAUAAUAAUUAAAAAUGACUGGAAUUAUUCAUUCUGGAGCCUAGAUGUUCCUGCCUCUUUCCUAUCAUUUGGCUUUGAAAGGCAGUGAAUUGGCUCUAUUUCUCCCAGGCGUACUGAGUGACUUUUUUUCUAGAAUGGCUGGUGUGUGUCCAGGGGGGCAGCAUCUGACCACAAAGGCAGUUUCUUUCCCCAAUGUUGUUUCCCUUCCUUCAGUGGAAUUUAGUGGAAUUCAGCAGAGUUCAGGGAGAGACACAGGAUCGGACACAGCACAUAAUCAGAAGCAUAAUAAGAAUGCUGAACUGGAUGAGAUGGUGGGUGAGAUGGAUUUGCCCUCUUUCCCCAGCCUCUCCCUAGCAAGUUUUGAGCAGCCUGCGUAAUGAGCUGUGUGAGGGCAGAUGUUCAUAGUAACUGCAUGCCCAGCUAAUCACAGUAGUGUCUGAAUUCAGAAAAGAAAGAUUGUUUUUUAGUUGUAUUUCUUUUUUCAAAUGGACAGACUGAUGUCCUGAUCCUGCGAAAAACAGGGUGCCCUCCCCUCCAGCGUUCAAUGUCACUAGGAUGUGCUCCAAUCUGAACAGUGCAAAAAAAGGAAGUAAAUGAUACGUGGCAAAAGACGUGGAAGGUUAUGUUGUACAUAAGCACACUGCCCCCAAGGGGUGGACAUGUGAAGUAUAACUCUAGCUCUAAACGCAUCUCUUGAAAGACACGAGAGCGUUUGUUCAGCAACACGUACGCUCUAUUUCCUAGAGGACGGAGCGCAGAAGGAAUGCUGGUGGCAGUGGCCGGUUCUGUAUAUCCGUCAGUAGUGAGGUGGUUAUUCUGGAAAAGUAGCUCCAUCUGUUUAGAAUACCUCUUGUAAAAAUCUCAUCUUCUUCUAAUUACUUUUGGAAAUUUGCUGGUACAGGACAAUAAAUUCUGUACAAAUACUACUAGUUCAUCAAGCUUGAUACUACAGAAGUAUAUUUCUCUCGCUAUUCUAAUAUCUGCCUAUGCUCCUAAGGGAAUGCAGAACUGGACUCCGGUGGACGAACAAGAGUUGCAGGAUCUGAUCCCUUCACUGUUGAGCUUCAUCUGUAUUUUUUCAGUGUAAACCAGAAAAAUUAGUAGCAUAAAAUCACUAAUUGCAGUAAGCCUAUUGCUUAAGAAGAUAAGCACAGAAAAUAAUUUAUAGCUCAAAGGGAUCCCAAGAUUUAGAAAAAAAUCAAGGCUGUUUCACCUUGCAAGGAACAUAAGCAUUCACCUCAUUUUUAGGACCCACAUACUUUUCUUCUCUUUUUAAAGAGAGCCUUCCUUAGCUGUAUGUGCUGCUAAUUGCUUAAGUUUUAGAAUGUCAGGCUUAUCACUGCCUUUCUAAAGGAAGUGAAGUUGUUUAUUCUGAGGUAAAUCUUAAGAAAGUACUUUGCGCCUCACAGGCAGAAUCAUUGCAAGUUUCUUCCCUGCUUUUCUGAAUAAAUAUAUUUAAUACUGCACAAGUAUUAAGGUGCUCUAUCUCUAAACUAAAGGGAUAACUUAACCAGGAGAAAAGUAUCUUAAUGUGGCUGAGCUUAGAAGACUUCAGUUGGUCUUUUUGUAAAACACUUCACAUUUUUGCUAAGUGUCAUGAAGUGACACUUGGACCUAGAUGUGAGGCUAUCUAGAUGAACCUAAUUCUGAAGUGAGAAUAGUUGACUCCCAGACGUUUCUCUGUUUAGAAAUGUGCAAUGGGAAACGGCAGAUGCACAGCCAAAGAAAGAUCACCAUUUCUCUCAAUAAUAGUUUGCUCUUCUUUAGUGCCUUUCUCUGAAAGGUCUUGGAGAUUUUGGCAAACUUACAAAAUCUGUCUCAGGGCAGUCUUGUGAACUAGGUAUCAGUAUGGGUAUUUUUGCAGCUUUGCAUCUCAGCUUUACAGUGGUCUUGGUGUAAGCUCUGAAGUAAAUGAUGCCUCCUUCACUGGGCAAAUCUAAGACUUGAGUUUCACUGAUGCAGUUCCAUUAAAAUCAAAUUUUCUGUUGGCAUAAGUCAGAAGGAAGAUCCACUGCAGCAGGGAUACGUUGGCCCAAUGCAGCGUGCCGUUAUACCCAACUGCAGUCUUAAAUUCAGGUAUAAUUCAUUGUUCUUCAUCACUAUUGUCUGUAAGUUUUUUUUAAAGGGCAGAAUUUUUUACCCGUUAGCAUAUUUGAGAUACAGAGCUUCUGCUGCGCUGUGAAGUGAAGAAGAUUGUUAUAUAUCUAGGAGAACUUGGGGAUUAUUACAGAAGUUCAUCUUAAUAAGCCAAAAUCAAUUGACAAAGUGAACCCCAUGGAUGAGUUAAAUAUUUUAAUAACUUGAGUGAGCUGUGAAUUUGGAGGAUGUUUAGCAAAUUCUCCUUUUGAAAAAACAGCUUUUUUUAGAACCAAAAAGAGCCAGUACUAGAACUCGAUGGCCAGCAAAGAAGUUACCUGCCAGUGUUUCUCUUGUGACCUUCUCAGCCUUGCGAUUCUGACUCUCUCCUUAACUGCGCCUGGGCAUUAUUCCAGCAGUGGUUGUAGGUCUGUAUUUUGUUGUGAGAGAACUUGGUUAGGAUUCAGCCUGCUGAGAGGUAUCAUCUGCAUCUCCCUAUGUCCCCUUUCUGUGAAUCUCCUGCCGAUUGUCACAGAACUGGAAAAAUAAGCCUAUCAGACUCACUUUGCUGGCUCUGGUAUAACCAUGCGUAGCAAGGACACUUAUAGAGGACUCCAGUAAGGAAGCUAAUACAGUCUGUGGCAAAAAAACGUUAGGAUGUACUUCUUACAAGAAGUAACUCUUCAUAUAAGAGCAGGUGGCACUGUGUUCUUAAGCUUGAAGAAAUGCCAGUCAAAACACGUCCUGAAGCCUUAAAGAAACAAUAGUUUGGAUUUAAUUUUUAAUGUUUACACUACAUGCAGAGUGAAAGUUAAAGUGCUUUUCUCAGCCUAAUAUAUUUUUGGUAGCACAAAAGAAAGAAACAAUCCCUUUAAGGAGUGGUCAUUUGUUAAGCAGGACAUCUGACCCAUUCUUUUCAAGCUUUAUUCAAAAGAGUUGUCCAGAACACCAAGGUAGCUAUUAUGGUUAAAAAGGUGUGACCUUUGGUGUUCUGCUAGCGACAGAUUUUAUUUGGAUUUCAUGAGUGGAUGGAGGUCUGACAAGUUUACAAAUGCCACUCAGAAAAAGGUAGCUGCUCUCAAGAAAAUUUAAAUUAUUGUUAAAUAUUGGUGCCUUUUAAAAAACUAUAUGGUAGUUAAUGAUAGACAAGAUAUGCCUGUAAUUUUAUUUAAAUAAAAAUGAUUUAUUCAU
Molecule: messenger RNA, 4835 nt
Organism: Struthio camelus australis
Lineage: Eukaryota; Metazoa; Chordata; Aves; Struthioniformes; Struthionidae
Gene: TMEM45A
Product: transmembrane protein 45A
Source: RefSeq, a predicted model, not a curated record